Exophiala spinifera is the source of this 1524-nucleotide messenger RNA. Its product is annotated as aspartyl aminopeptidase. Gene Ontology annotation, cellular component: fungal-type vacuole. The record is from RefSeq and is a predicted model, not a curated record. The coding region runs from base 1 to 1524 and encodes 507 amino acids. Gene Ontology annotation, biological process: proteolysis. Lineage: Eukaryota; Fungi; Ascomycota; Eurotiomycetes; Chaetothyriales; Herpotrichiellaceae. Gene Ontology annotation, molecular function: zinc ion binding; metalloaminopeptidase activity. The transcript is spliced from 2 exons.
AUGGCUUGCCCUCAUAUCAAAGUCGCAGCCAACGAGUUUCUCGACUUUGUCAAUGCCUCUCCGACGCCGUUCCAUGCAGUCAAAUCUGUCAAGGAACGGUUAAGCAAGGUCGGGUUCAAGGAGAUCAAGGAAAAGGAGUCCUGGUCAUCAACAUGCCAGCCCGGCGGUAAAUACUUCCUCACUCGAAACGGUUCUACCGUCGUUGCAUUUGCGAUUGGCAAGAAAUGGAAACCCGGCAACCCAAUCUCCAUGAUAGGUGCACACACGGACUCGCCAUGCCUGCGGAUCAAACCUGUCAGUAAGAAACAAGGAGAUGGGUUCAUCCAAGUCGGCGUAGAGACAUAUGGAGGUGGCCUCUGGCACACAUGGUUUGAUCGUGACUUGGGCAUCGCUGGCCGCGCAAUGGUACGAGGGCAAGACGGGAAUAUUGUUCAAAAACUGGUCCGCGUAGACAAGCCCAUCCUGCGUGUCCCGACCCUCGCCGUCCAUUUGGAUCGGCAGGAAACAUUCAGCUUCAACAAAGAAACCCAGUUGUUUCCCAUCGCCGGUCUCAUUGCUGCCGAACUUAAACGGCAGGACGACAAGAAAGGCCAAGUCGAGCACGGGCAGGAAGGCGAGCAGAACAAGCCCUUUGCGCCGUUGAAGGCCAUCACCACCAGACACCACUCGCAUAUCGUCGAGCUGAUUGCCGCAGACGCUGGAGUGACACCUGAAGACGUGGUUGACUUCGAGGUUGUCCUCUACGACACGCAAAAGGCAUGCCUGGGCGGUCUCAGCGAAGAAUUCAUAUUCUCGGCCAGACUUGACAACCUGAACUCGACGUAUUGUGCGACCAUGGGCCUGAUCAAGUCUGUGGAGUCACCAUCUGCGCUAGACGACGAGUCGUCGAUUCGUCUUAUUGCUUGUUUCGACCACGAAGAAAUCGGCAGCAUGACAGCUCAAGGCGCGUUCUCGACCAUGCUUCCUGCCAUCAUCCGCCGGAUCUCGGUCCUCCCGUCCUCAUCAUUCGUCGAUGGCUCCGAAGACUCAUACGACCACGCUACCGACCCGGACGUCUCAACGGCAUACGAACAGACUCUGUCGAGCUCGUUCUUACUGUCGGCAGACAUGGCGCACUCGGUCAACCCCAACUACGGGGCCAAGUAUGAACCAGACCACAAGCCGGAGAUGAACCAGGGUCCGGUUAUCAAGAUCAACGCGAACGCAAGAUACGCCACCAACUCGCCGGGCAUCGUGCUGCUGCAAGAGGUGGCAAGGAGGGCGCCCAAGCUCAUCGAGAGCGAUGCUGAAGGAGUUCCUUUGCAACUUUUCGUGGUGCGAAACGACUCGAGCUGUGGAAGCACCAUUGGUCCAAUGUUAUCUGCUCACCUGGGUGCCCGAACCCUUGAUCUUGGCAACCCUCAACUCUCGAUGCACAGUUGUCGUGAAACGGGUGGUGCGGACGAUGUCCACCACGCCAUCAGGCUGUUCAGCGGUUUCUUCCAGCACUACUCGUCCCUGGAAAAGUCCAUCUUGGUUGACUAA